AUGGGUAAAUCUAAGCAGAAUCACCAGGAGAGAGUGUUGUUAGACCUUCUAAACUCCCCUGUUAAUAGAAACAAAUGUGGAGAAUGUAAAGCACAUGACCCUACUUGGGCUUCAUGGAACUUGGGUGUUUUCUUAUGCGGGAGAUGUGCUAGUGGUCACCGUUCACUUGGUCGCCACAUUUCCCGUGUGAAAUCAUUGUCAAUGGAAAACUGGAGUAAACACGAACUGGAUGUUUUAGGGAGAAUUGGAAAUAAGCGCAACAACCAAUUUUGGAAUGAGAAGAGUAUCCCAUUCACGUUUGAAGCGGAUGACAAAGACGAGUUGGUGAUGUGGUUGAGACGUAAGUAUACUGGUAAGUUCAGGUACGGUCCGGUGACAGACAAGGACUACAAUUUGGACGACGAUUGGGGCGACAGAACAGAUGAUUAUGGCUUUGAUAAAAUUAAAACCUCUAAGCGUGGCUAUUUCACUAGUUUGUCAUCGGACAACAUUGGUCCAACGAGAUCGAUGAGAAGGGCGCAAGAAAGAAGCAUGAGCUAUGACGGCGAAGACUAUGGUUAUGAUGAUGACUAUCCUAGUAGAAAUAGACGCGGAAGCGCCAGAAGCUCUGCCUCCCCUGUUCAUACCUCAUCCUCAUCUUCAGUUGGAAGGUCAAUGAGGCUCACAUAUAGACGGCCAACGGAUACUGAGUAUAGAAAAUAUGGAGAUAUGAGUAGAAAAAUGAAGUACGAUUUGGGAUAUGAAGACGAAGAUAGUAAUAUUGAAGCUUUAUCGAUGACCCAUGGUAAUAUUCCAAAGGCAGUUGAGAUUCUGAAGCAAAAUGGAUCAAAACCAAGCAAUGCCAACAAUUCACGAUCCUCAGUUUCAUCUUAUUCUAACAGAGUUGAACCCAAUAAAACUCCUUCGUUACCUGCCAGAAAACAAGAAACUGGUGCCAUUUUUGAUUCCAGUAAGGCUGGAGGUUUCAACUGGUUGGAUGAUACUGUGUCUACAAGUGUUACAACCAUGGAUACAGGAAAUGCAGCAGAUAACAACAUCUACCAAUAUGUGGAUCCUACUACUGGUAACGUCUACUAUAUUGACGCCCAGGGACAACAGUAUAUUGAUCCAAGCCAACAACAACAAAUGCAACAAUUUGAUAAUACUAUGAUUCCUCAACAGCAAAUCCAGCAACCUAUGGCUCCUCAACAAACAGUGAAUCCUUUUCAGCAACCCAUAAUGGGUGGUGUUCUUCCUCUUCAAGGACAACCUGAUUUAACCUUGAACCAACUGCAACAGCAACAGCUACAACAACAGCAACAGCAACAGAUUCAAAUGCAAAUUCAAAUGCAGCAAACGCAUCAGCUCCAACAACAACAACAACAACAACAACAACAACCGUUUUUCAACGGUUACUAA
Messenger RNA from Pichia kudriavzevii, 1398 nucleotides. RefSeq lists its product as uncharacterized. NCBI's taxonomy places the organism in Eukaryota, Fungi, Ascomycota, Pichiomycetes, Pichiales, Pichiaceae. Gene Ontology annotation, molecular function: GTPase activator activity. The coding region runs from base 1 to 1398 and encodes 465 amino acids. Gene Ontology annotation, cellular component: Golgi apparatus. Gene Ontology annotation, biological process: endocytosis; endoplasmic reticulum to Golgi vesicle-mediated transport; intra-Golgi vesicle-mediated transport. The transcript has a single exon. The record is from RefSeq and is a predicted model, not a curated record.